AAUAAAUAAGACCUGGAAAUGGCAAAUUAUAAGAGAAAGCGAUCUGCUAAUUGGAUGGCAUCAGAAAAGACGCAGCUGGUAGAUCUAGUUACUGAGCAUUUUCAUGUCAUAGAAAAUAAAAGAACCGACGGGGUUUCAAUGAAGCAAAAACUUGCGGAAUGGACGACAAUAUCCAAUAAAUAUAAUUCGCAGACAACGCUUUCCCACCGUACUGCCGAAAAUUUGAAAUCCCAGUGGGAAAGUUUAAAAAAAGCUACCAAAAAAGAAGCAUCUUUUAAGAGGAUGCAUUUAAUUAAAACCGGUAAGUGUAUGUUACAAAAUUUUUAUGGCAAUUGUAUCUAUAAAUCUACAAAAACUUGUUUUUUCUUAGGUGGUGGACCAUCAAGGCCGAAGAUUGAUGAUCCUCUUCAAGAGAGGAUCCUGGGUCUUAUAACGCCAAGUGCUGUAGGUCUACAUAAUCCGUAUGAUAAAGAUAAUGUAAACGUUACAGAAAAUAUCACGGAAUCAUUUUCAGCAGAGGCACAUAAAAAGGACGAAUUAUUACAUACAAUUCCUGGCCCUGAGGUUCAGACUAAGUCAACACACCACGUUGAUACUAAUGAAACCAUGAAUAAUGUGGAUUGGGGCGAUUACACUCCAAACUGUCUAAAAACGCCUGUUUCAGAACAAUUGAAACCUUCAGGCAAAAAAAGGCCUUAUUCAGGAAAACGACUUGAAUGGAUGUCGAAAAGGCGGCCGCAACUUACGAGAGCCUCUCUUGAAAACUUGCAGGAGUUGAAGGGGAAGGCUAUUAAUGUCCAAAUCGAGCAUGCAGCUAAUGAGAGAGAAGAAGCUAAAAAAUUGUUUGAAAUCCAAAUGGAUAUACAACAAGAAAUUUUAAAACAAGAAAAAAUUAAAACUAGUUUGCUACUUUUAGAGUUGAGACAAAAAAAACGCAAAUAAAUAUUUAUUGCUUAUAAAAUUUGUUUUAUUGGUU
Molecule: messenger RNA, 976 nt
Organism: Trichoplusia ni (cabbage looper)
Lineage: Eukaryota; Metazoa; Arthropoda; Insecta; Lepidoptera; Noctuidae
Exons: 3
Coding region: 19-942 (307 amino acids)
Source: RefSeq, a predicted model, not a curated record